AUGUGGGCGAUGCGGUGGAGGGUCCCCUGGAGGCGCUUCCAUUUCAGCAGCGUGCCGCAGAAGCUCAAAGACAGCUACAAGGCGCAGGUGGAGGCCGGUGGAUUGGAGAAGGACGGGCUCCAAGAACGUGUGGUGGGCUACCUCUCCCAAGCUCUGGAGAAGGCCUUGCAACGGGAGCAACACCAGCCGAGCAACACCCGUGAUGGCUCGGGGCAGGAGCUCGGCUUUGCAGGGCAUCCUGGCUGGGUCUUGCCACUGGAGACCAUAGGCGGCUCCUCCGGCAGCGGCGCGGCGGAGGAGCACCGGCGCGCCGCGGAGUGGACGGCGAAGUUGGCCGCGGAGAACCGGCGGCGCCUGGCGAAAGGCACGCAGGCCAAAGUCUUGCCUGCAGCCACCGGCAUCUCCCAAGUGGAGACUCAGCGCACAGCUGAGCCAGCCUCUGAAGCUCAGGAGGCUCCGCCCAAGCGUGAACCCUUGAAGAGCAGCGUUUACCUACAUGGACCCGUGGGCACCGGCAAGACGAUGCUGAUGAAUCUCUUCCACGAUCACUCGCAGCAGGCGGGGUUGAGAACAUCUCGUCAACACUUCUACGAGUUCAUGAUCAGCUUACACCAGCAGAUCCAAAAGGAUGCGGCUGAACGACCGGUUGAGGUGGCGGCCAAUCGUUGGGCCGACGACCUCGACGUGCUGUGCUUCGACGAGUUUCAAAUCACCGACAUCCAGGAUGCCGUGAUCUUGCCACGUCUCUUUGAGGUCCUCUUCCUUCGUGGAGUCACGGUGGCUGGGACGCCCAGCAUUGAUUCGCUUUGCUCCUUGGGACUCGAUACUCAACUCCUCACAGCGAUCGUGCAGCGUGCAGAGGAGGAAGCGGUGGACGAGCCGCAGUGGUCAGAUGAUAGUGAUGUGUCUGAAUCCGAGCUGGCGAAUGUGGUCAUGGAGAUGCAAGAAGUUACGAAGAGCAUGCCCUGCCCUGAACGGCCUGGAGCGGUGCCGAAAAUUGGGGCGGUGCCGGCACGAGCCAUGCCUCGACAACGCGGGACGCAGCUAGAGGAGCUGCAUGUGGUGCUGGUGAUUGAUGCCAGUCUUAGCAUGGGAAUUGAAGAUGCAGAACUUCUGAUGGCUCGCAAAGGUUCUGAUGUGCAGCUGCCGACCGCAGUGCGCAGAUUGAUGCAGUCUUCCACUCCUGCGAAUGUUUCUUCGAAGCUUGCCAAGCUGCUAGUGGCGCAGACGACCGCUUCAGCUUGGUUGUCUUCAAUAGUCAAUCUCAAAUCAUUUUUGAGAGACUGUUGA
Molecule: messenger RNA, 1290 nt
Organism: Durusdinium trenchii
Lineage: Eukaryota; Dinophyceae; Suessiales; Symbiodiniaceae
Source: the annotation of a GenBank genome assembly